AUGUCUCGGGACCGGCGUGUAGCCAAGGAGCUCAGGGACAUCGAAGCCGAUCAUGACGACUCAGGCGUCAACGCGACUCUCGUCAACAACGACUUGAAGCAUCUCAAAGGAACAUUCCCUGCGCCGCCCGACACCCCUUAUGCUGGAGGCACCUUCACAGUCGACAUACAAAUCCCGGAUCAGUAUCCUUUCAAGGCACCAAUGAUAAGAUUUGACACCAAGAUCUGGCAUCCAAAUAUCAGCAGUCAGACGGGCGCUAUCUGUCUCGACACUCUCAGCUCCAACUGGUCUCCCGUCCAGACCAUCAAGACUGCUCUUCUCUCCCUUCGAAUGCUUCUCGAGUGCCCAAACCCCAAGGACCCGCAAGAUGCCGAGGUUGCAAAGAUGAUGAUAGAAGACCCCAAGCGCUUCGCUCUCAUGGCCCAUGAAUGGGCUGUCAAAUACGCCGGUGCUCCACGACAAGACGUUGACGUCACUAAAUACCAAAACGACGUCGCAGCUGCUCCGGUCAAGGAUGAUGUUGCUCGACUUUCUGGAUACAACAGAGACCUUGUCGAACGUUUCGUGAACAUGGGCUUCGCAUUGGAUGAUGUUGUCGAGGCCUUCAUUCACUUCGGCAUAGAUCGCAACGGAGGCCGAGACUACGAACUGGAAGAGGCUUACAUGGGGGAUGUCGUUUCCAGACUACUGCACGAAAACUAA
This is a messenger RNA of Fusarium proliferatum ET1, 702 nucleotides long. Its product is annotated as putative ubiquitin--protein ligase. The transcript is spliced from 3 exons. Bases 1 to 702 code for a protein of 233 amino acids. Gene Ontology annotation, molecular function: protein binding. NCBI's taxonomy places the organism in Eukaryota, Fungi, Ascomycota, Sordariomycetes, Hypocreales, Nectriaceae. The record is from RefSeq and is a predicted model, not a curated record.